Molecule: messenger RNA, 1488 nt
Organism: Leptinotarsa decemlineata (Colorado potato beetle)
Lineage: Eukaryota; Metazoa; Arthropoda; Insecta; Coleoptera; Chrysomelidae
Gene: Cyp4aa1
Product: Probable cytochrome P450 4aa1
Molecular function (GO): iron ion binding; oxidoreductase activity, acting on paired donors, with incorporation or reduction of molecular oxygen; monooxygenase activity
Source: RefSeq, a predicted model, not a curated record
UUGUUGAUUAUUGUUAGUAUUGAAAGUGCAAGUGAUAUUUGGUGUGACAUUUGUAUUACCUGGAAUUAGAAAAAGUGUAAUCACGUGAAAAUUUUCGAGUAAUGUGAUGGACUUCAAAUUAGUGACUUCAACCUUUCAAAGUUUAACUCAGAAUAUGCAGAUUAUGAAGUACUUGGUGGCUUCCUCAGCAGUUGUGAUUUUGUUUUUAAUAUACAUUAGGACCUACCUAAGAUCAGUGUAUCUAGCUCUAAAAUUACCUGGUCCAAAAGCGUUACCUAUAAUUGGAAACGUUUUGUUUCUGAAUGAUGAUAGAGAGAUGGAGCAUCUGGGUAAUAAAGCCCACGAAUUAUAUGGAUCUUUCAUGAGAUUUUGGGUCUCAUUUCUGCCCUGCAUCGUGGUUCAUGAGCCGAGACACUUGAAUAUUAUUUUAGGAACCAACAGGUAUUCCAGAAAAAAUAUAUUCUACACCCUUUUACACAACUUUCUUGGACAGGGAUUGAUAACGAACAAUGGUUAUGCAUGGAAGAAAAAUCGUAAAAUGAUCCAAUCUUUAUUCCACACGAACAUACAGGAGAUUUUUAUUGAGACUUUCCAGGAUUGUGCUGAGGCGUUUGUUAGCAAAUUAAAUGGAUUAACGGAUGUGAAAAUUACUGCCCUCGUUAAUGAUUGCGUUUUGGACAUUCUCCACAAUGCCAUUUUGGGGGUACCACUGGAUAAGAACUCUCCUUAUAGAAAGGGACAAGUAAUUCUGAAUGACAGAUUGACUAAACCCUGGUUACUUUUGGAAACUAUUUUCAGUAGAACGACAUCAGCACAGAAGGAAAUAGAACAAAAAACAAAUUUACACUCAUAUACAAAAAAAUGCAUGAGCAUGAGAACCUCUACUUUUGCUCAAAAAUUACUUCUAGGUGAUUAUGUUUUUUCGUUUCCAGGUUACCAGUUUGCACUAAUGGAGAUGAAGACAAUCAUUUUCACCAUCUUGAAAAAGUAUGAGCUCAGUUUGGUACCAGGGCAUGAGGAGUACACUCUCACUUACAGGACCACCCUUAGGGCGAAAGGAGGGAUAUGGAUACGAUUGAAAGCAAGAAAAUAAUGGGCUAGAGUACAAGUGUGCUUUAAUCAUUAUCCAUAAUAUAAUUUUUGUUCGAAUUAUUGCCAUUUUCGUGUUCACUAGUCUGCCAUGAUGGGCCGUGCGUAGCUUCAUAAAAUCGAUUUUGGUCAUUUUGAAUCUGGACAGAAAUUCUAAUAUUUCUAUUGAUUGUGGAUAUUGGAGAUUUGCCAUCUAUCACUUUUAUUUGAAUAUGUAGAUUAGGAACCUCUCCUGAUUACUCAAAACUCAAUCAUCUUUCAAACCUUCGAAAAAUAGCUGGAUUCUUUAAAUUAUAAUUUAUUGUAUCAAAUCAUAAUUCAGGGUCUUUUGAGAUAAGUAGGUAUUUGAAUAAGAUUGAAAUAAGCUCCAUGUUCAUAAAUAAAUAUGUUUACUUUGUU